Molecule: messenger RNA, 1257 nt
Organism: Theileria annulata
Lineage: Eukaryota; Apicomplexa; Aconoidasida; Piroplasmida; Theileriidae
Exons: 4
Coding region: 1-1257 (418 amino acids)
Biological process (GO): DNA replication; DNA replication initiation
Cellular component (GO): nuclear origin of replication recognition complex; nucleus
Molecular function (GO): DNA replication origin binding
Source: RefSeq, a predicted model, not a curated record
AUGGAGUAUGAGUUGGAGACAUUUAAAAAUUUAAUAAGGUCAAAACUGUAUGAUUACACGGCCAAACUGUCGUACCUCUCAUACGAUGACGAGUGGAUCCGGGACAAAAUCCAACACUUAUCAGAAGUAAUUCAAAGAGCAAUAGAAACGUCCGAAAACUUGAUAGUUUUAGUAAGAGGACAACCUUCCUCAGGAAAAACGUACCUGGUGAGGAAAGCACUUUCUAACGUGCUCCUGGCGUCAAAAAAAUCCAAAGAUCAGUCGACACACGUGAUCGAACUUUACGCCUAUGACCAUGUGGAUGAUAUUAAGUGCAUGAGAGAACUAUUAAAUAGACUGGAGCUGGUCGCAGGCUCAAACAGAACUGCAGAGAAGCAUAUGUUAGUGUCUAACAUCAGGAGUCGGAUUCUGCACUGCCUAAAAAUCCUCAAAAGAAGUAACAGAUACAUAAUUAUAGUAAUUGAUGGGUUUGAGAUUUUUACCAAGGGAAAUUAUGACUGCAGUUCGACAGUAGGCUCAGUUUCCCGUCGACAAGGCCUACUAUACUUUUUAUCAGAUUCCAUUCAGAUUAAAGGAACUGCCUUCUCAAUUGUUUUUGUCACGUCUGAUCUUAACUGUAUUGACCGAAUGGAGAAGAGAGUUAAAUCUCGAUUCGUAUAUGAGCCUGUUUAUUGCUUCAGUGACUACGACGUUACUGAGUACUUUGAUUCCGUUGGAGAAUCAAAAAAAAUACUACCAAACUGUAUUGUUAAGGCUGAUAAAGAGAAAAUGAGUAUGAUGAUACAAGAUAGCGUGUGUGGAAAGGAUAGGAAUCAUAUCUCAAUAGAUGCUUGUAUAUCAAUUUUAAUGUUAAAGAAGUUCGAAUUUAAAAUUAAAAGAGAAAAAAAUAAAAGUCUGGUCCACGUUACCAUGAGAAAGGAAUUGAAGAAGGAUAGAGUGAUAUUUCAGAAUUUGAGUAUUCCACAGCAUUUGAUACUUGUAUCAUUGUCAAGGCUUCAUGUGAAGGGUGUUUACCCACAAACACUUUUGGAAAUUAUUAAGGACUUGCAGGACAUGGUCGCAUUCUUUCCAGCUGAAAGGAACUCACUUCCUAACCCUAUAGGACUGAGGAGGGUCUUUCUCGAACUCGUUUACAUGGGACUAAUUGAGUGGGUCAACUACUCUGAAAAUAAAAUCGACAAUGUUAAAGUACAACAUCUAGUCAAUGACCCAUCAGGAAAUACUAUACCAUGCAGAUUCCCCAAAUAUCGAGAGUAA